CAAAAUGUCAAAUCCAGGCAAUAUUUCUUUACAAACCGGCUUAUUCUGUUUGAAUUGUUAAUAAAACGCAUCAACAAUGAAGGGUGUUGUGAAAUCUGAAGAAUACUUUUAUGGUGCCACAUUGGACAAGAAGGGUGCAUCAAUCACAUGGGACUCAAAAGCCGAAAGCGAAGAAUCCUUGAAUGCUGAUCGCUUGCAUUUGCGCCAAAUUUUGCUCGGUCACACAGCCAAAGAAAAUGAAUACAACGUCGUUGAGGUGGAAACCCUUUCGGCCAAUGAAACUGUGAAAAUUCCAAUUGCUGUGUUAAAAGUGGGUGAAUCACGUGUCGUACAACCCGAAUUGGAGUUCCCAUACGGACCCGUUACAUUCACAUUGGUCGAAGGCAGUGGCCCAGUUUACAUUCACGGACAACAAGUACCAAAUGGCUACGAAGACCAAGUCAUCGAAGGUGGCGAAGAUUACGACAGCGACGAAGAAGGCUUGGAAGAAAACGACUUCGAAGAAGAUGCUGAGGAAUUACCACCAUCGAAGAAACCAAAGUUGGCAACCAACAAAUCAAACAAGAAAAAAUAAGCCAAUUGAUUGAAAAUACAGUUUUUUAAACAGAGAAAUACAAACACAAAAAAUAUACUAUAACAAA
Molecule: messenger RNA, 641 nt
Organism: Sitodiplosis mosellana (orange wheat blossom midge)
Lineage: Eukaryota; Metazoa; Arthropoda; Insecta; Diptera; Cecidomyiidae
Product: nucleoplasmin-like protein
Exons: 5
Coding region: 77-574 (165 amino acids)
Biological process (GO): chromatin remodeling
Cellular component (GO): nucleoplasm; cytoplasm; nucleolus
Molecular function (GO): histone binding; RNA binding; chromatin binding
Source: RefSeq, a predicted model, not a curated record